Stegodyphus dumicola is the source of this 5980-nucleotide messenger RNA. RefSeq lists its product as uncharacterized. Lineage: Eukaryota; Metazoa; Arthropoda; Arachnida; Araneae; Eresidae. The record is from RefSeq and is a predicted model, not a curated record. Gene Ontology annotation, cellular component: nucleus; super elongation complex. Gene Ontology annotation, biological process: regulation of gene expression.
UGCAACCCUGACGUCCAAUGGAAAACAGGCCCCGAUUCUUACAGGAAUCGGUUUCUCGUAUUUGCCAAAAUUUUCCGUGGCCGCAAAGUAUGUGUAAUGUGUUUUAAUCGCUCCUUCUGGCUGAAGGCUUAUGCUAUUAUAACUGAAUGAAUUAUAAUGUGAACUGAAAAUAUGGACCUGGAUGUACUUAGGCUGUUUUCAGCAGUCCUCAUUCUCUGUAUCCGUCAAUAACUAAGCACUGCCUUUUUUUGAAGUGCACAAAGAUAGGCUGUAAACUUGACGAUAGCCUCGCAGAAUAUUAUUUUUCGAUGUAAAUUAUUAUAGAAUGAUUUUAAUCUAAAUAAGCCAAAAAACAAACAAACAAACAAAAAGUGAACAGCCUUUAUGGCUUUCGGAUAAAUAAGUGAAGGAUGUCCAAUCUUACUGGAAACUAUCGGAUACUAAGUGGAGAGGUGCAAGGAGUGGAUGUUGCUCGUGAGCAAGAACGACGGGCUCGACUUCAGUUGCUGGAUGAAAUCCGGGAGCCUUCUCCACAGCCAAUCUUUGGGGAACCAGUUAAGGUUGAACUGGAAGAUGAGACAUCCCGUCGUAUUAAAAAUACUCUUGGAGAUUUUACUCAGGUGCUCAUAAAUGAUCCAAAAAAUUUAAUAGGCAUUUCAAGACCAGUUCCAGUUCCAGGGCAUAGCUCUGCCCCUUCUUCUAGGGUACAACAACCUACUGCCAAAAGGCCGCCCCAAGUAGUGAAUGGUGUGUACAAACCUAAUCCAGUUGGUGCGCCAACCUACCCGAAAGUUGGUCCUGACAAAAGGCCUGUUUAUCCUAGAAACAACAGAGUGGAGGCUUCUAAACCAUUUUAUCCUAAUAGUGGUUCGACUGUUCCUUAUCAUAAUCAAGAUACUCGCGUCCGGGAUUCAGUAGCCUGGCAGGAUAAAGAGCCAAGACGAACGAAUGCUGUUCCAUUCAAUUUUAAUAACAAUUUGAGUAAUAGUGCUAAUUUGAAUAAUAGUACUAAUUUGAGUAAUAGUGCUAAUUUGAGUAAUAGUGCUAAUUUGAAUAAUAGUGCUAAUUUGAGUAAUAGUGCUAAUUUGAGUAAUAGUGCUAAUUUGAAUAAUAGUGCUAAUUUGAACACUAGUGCUAAUUUGAAUAUUAGUGCUAAUUUGAAUAAUAGUGCUAAUGUGACCAACAAUAAUGUCUCUACUUUGGCAUCUUGUGCUACUACUAGUGCUGCGUCUGCCUAUAAUAAAUCCUUGCCUUUGUAUGGACAAAACGGAAUGGUAUCUAAUUCCAUGGCUCAAGUGCCGAGGUAUGGCGAUUCUGUAAACAAUGCCCCUCCGUCUAAACGGACCGCAUUCCGGCCAGGCACGCUCAAAAUUCCAGAGCGGCAGCCUGAUAACAAUGAAGAGAGUCCCAUUGAGCUGGAAACCAUCCUUAGAGUAAUGAAGCAAGUCGUGCCUGACCCCCCUCUUACUGCCAUCCAGACGCCCAGAACUGAGGAAAGUGGGUUUGCCUUUCCUACCGAGCCUAAAGAGGAGUUACCUUUUCUGAAAGAGGAAGAACAAUAUAAUCUUAUUGAACCAGUGCCACAAAUUUCUGAUGAUCCACAGCCAAAGGAGAUCAGCCCGCGCCAAACUGCACCGUCGCCGUGGUGUGUGCCGAAGAAGUUAGAGCCUAUAAUUAUAAAUCAGGAGCCUCCUAAGGUGGAGAACCCCAUAGUUGAGAAAGAAGCUGUUGCCCCUCCUCCUCCACCAGCUCCUAUUGCUGCCGUUGAUGAUUCUUCGAUAUAUAUCUCUUCUUCACUCCAGGAAGAUUUGGAGAUGAGUGACAGUGAUGAGGAACCGGUUCAAGAAGUGAAAAAUACUCCAGCUGGAUACUUAAAGUCACCUGUGACUACCACUGCCACUGUUAAUAAUAGUUCUACUGUUGCUCCUAAUAAUAGUACCAACAUGGAAGUGCCGCCUGCUGUGCCUGCAGAGUCCUCUAGUUCAGAAAGUGGAGAUAGUGAUUCAGAUGAUAGUAGUUCAGAGUCAAAUGAUUCAGAUUCGAGUGCUUCAAGCGAAUCGGAUGACUCUGAUACACCAUGUAACAAUGCCCCUCUUCAAAUGUGGGGCUUGUCCAAUUUCUUUGGUGAAACCCGGAGAAACCAAACCCCAGCCGUCUUUACACCAUGCAAUGCCAAAACUAACAGUGAUACUGCCAUAAAAGAACCACCCUUGCUUCCUCCCACUGAAGAGAAAGAAUCCUUUAGCUUAGUUGAUGACGAAUCUGUGGCUGGAAUUCUUCGUGGGUACAAUGAUGAUCUCAAGGAUUACUUAGCUGGUAGUAUGCCAAAUCCUAUAUCUGACCUUUUAGAGCUUGAUACUCCAGGGAAUAUAAAAAGUGAUAUAAUAAGUCCUAUACCUUCUCCAGUGCAUACUGCACCACCAGCACCUCCAGCACCUUCAGCACCGCCAGUUGUUCGAGGACCACGUACUCCUCCUACCCCAUCAUAUUCUACAAAAGAAGAUGCAUCUGAGGUAAAUGGGGUUGAAAUCCAAUCUGAAAAUAAUCAAGAAGAAAAAGCCUCUAUUGAUGUGAUGCAGCCAGUUUCCCAAACCUCUCAACAACAGGUGGAGGCUGUUCAAGGAAGAUCUGAUGUGAAAGAUGAUAAAGGAAAGGGACAAGGUGAUAAAUGUAGGAAACAACAACGUGUUGCUAAAAGCAAAGUUGAAGUGUGCAGUCCUAAAAUCCAGUCAUCUCCUUUAGUUCAUUUGGAUAGUACUGAACCGUGUGCCUCAAAAGAACUCCCUGAUUCCUCCUCUAACAAAGAAAAGGAAGGUGUACCAGGAAAUAAUCUGACACCUUCUAGUUCUAUACCUUCUAGUUCUAUACCUUCAGAAAUUUCUGAAUCAUCCCAUGAAAAUUUUACUAUGAAAACUCCACAAAAACCCUCUGCAUCAUCAUCAUCUUCUUCUGGAAGAAAAAGUAAAACUGUCAGUGCUGAAAAUAAUAGUGGAAAUGGUCUAAAAGCAGUUCCUUCUACAAAAUCAUCAGCUGCCCCAAAAUUUAAGCAUCCUACUAGAGCAUGUAGAAUAUCAAAUGAAAGUAAACAAAAUAAGCCAAAAGUUACUGUUACUGGCACUAAAAUAGAUCAGAAUGAAGAAACUAAACGUCGUUCAAAACUGGAACUGAAGGACAGCAUGUGUAAUUCUGAGAAAAGUAAAGAAAAAACAGCUGUCAUUAAAAAUGCAUCAAAAAAUUCUUCAAAAGUGAAAAGUAAAGUUCCAAAGCCACCUACAAAGCAGCCACCUGCAAAGCAGCCACCUGCAAAGCAGCCACCUGCAAAGCAGCCACCUGCAAAGCAGCCACCUAUAAAGCAGCCACCUAUAAAGCAGCCACCUACAAAGCAGCCACCACCUGAAGUCAAGAAAACUGAAGCCAAAAAGAAAAAGAAAAAAUUUGCCAUCGAAAAUUUCUUGCAGAGUCCUUCAUUUAGUCAGAAUGAAAGUGAAAGAGUUUCUAAUGUACCACCUGUCUUUUCUCCUAGUCCAGAAAGAUCACCUAUUCCCGAGUAUAAACAGACUGUAACCCAGCCAUUAAAGCGACCUGCACCGACUCCUUCUAGAGCUUCUAAAAGCCCUGGUAGGUCCAGUUCAAAAAAUGUUGAAAAAGUUAAAAAUGUGGAAAAGCUUCGUCGUUCGGUACGAUGUAGUGAAAGAGCAUCAACUAUUGCUCAGGCUGAGUCUUCCUCUGCUCCUCGUCAGAAAACCAAGCCUAACCGCAAAAUUUCUAAAAAUGCAAUGAAGGUAAAAGAUAAAAUUGCAAAUCUUCCAAUCCGUAUGGAGCCGCCUCCACAAAUUAUAUCUCCCAUUCCACAAGACUCUCCUAUUCCUAGUGUAUCAGAAUGUGCCAUUCCAAUGAAAAUUAUGGUCAGCAUUCCUUUAGAGAAACUUUCUAGGCUUCCAUCUGUUUUGAAAGCUCAAGAAGCAGAAAACAAGCAGGCUUCUAAAGCUCGAUCUUCUCUGCGUUCCGCAGUUGAUGAAGCAAAGAAGGAAAAUUUACCACAAGAAAAGGCAUCAAAAAGUAUUCAGAACAAAACUAUUCAGUCAAAAGAUUACAAAGAUAAACCCAGGACAGUUCCCCCUUUAAAAAAUAAUCGUAAUAACAGCAAGAAUAUUUCAGUAAAUAAAAAAGAAAAGAAUUCUAAACCUGUCAGUGAACCUUUAUCAGCAUCCAAGUCUAAUCCUGCUUCCAGUGUAACCAGUAAAAACAGUAUUAAAGUUACUUCUGACAAAACAAUUUGUGAUGAUUCUGAAAAUAAACUACCCAAGAAGAGGAAGAGUGAAAAUGAGGAGAAUAAGUUUUCAAGAAAAAAGCCCAAAAUAUCUUCCCGGGUCACUGAAGAGAGGAAGCUGAAGGAGCAGCCUUCUUCUCUGAAGAAUGAUUUAUCUAAUCAAAAUGAAGAAAGUGGAAAGUCCAAAACUUUGGAAAGAUGUGAUAGUGCAAGUAGUUUAAGUUCUUUAUGUAGUCAGCAAAGUCAGAGAAGUUCAAAGUCCACAAAGGAUAAAUUGAAAGAAUCUGGAAUUGCUGCAGAUGCAAAAAGGUUAAAAACUACUGCAUCUACAUUACUUUCCAUGAAAGAUAUAAAACAGGAGAGAGAAGACAGACUUAAAGGUUAUGUGAAGAAGGAACCUACUGUUGCAACAGAUAAAAGCAAAACAAAAUCUAGAGAGAAACUGGCAUCAAAAGACAAUGAAUGUAAAGAUAAAGUUUGUGGAGAGUUAUGGAAUGACACACUUAACUCCUCUAGUCAGUUCUGCCAUUGGGAGAUACCUUGCAAAGAUGAUUCUAAAGGACAGCUUCUCGGUGCCCAGAGCUUGGUGGAUAUUUUGAAUAGAGAUUCAGGUUUUGAUUGGGAUCAUUUUGGAGCUGAUAUGCAUAAAGAACUGAAAGAAGCAUCAACUCUAAAUAAGCAUAGCAACCAAGCUCCAAUUAUGCCGAUGGACUAUUAUUGGACAGAAGGCAGAAAACAAAAGCAGCUAGCUGAAAAAGAGAAAGAUCCUUUACUUCAAGCUUUGAAAUAUUUUGAAGCCACAGUUCUUUUCAUUCUAACUAGUCAGCAGAAGGAAGAAUGCACAAAAGAUCCAGAUGCUGUCUACCAGUUUUAUGAAGAAACGUUAAAAUUUUCAGCUAUCAUACGCUCAAGUGUGCAAAAGCUGCAGUCAUGUUCAGGAAGCACAGAAUUUAAACUGCUGAUCCUUUGUUUAAAAUGCCAGUCUUUGUUGCAUGUGAAACUCUACAAUUUGAAAAUCAAAGAAAUAAAAGAGCAGCAAAAAGGGGUCUCGGACUUUUUUCGUAUUCAAUGUCCCACUGCAUUUAACAACUCAUCUCGUAGUUCAGCUCAUCCCUCUCAUCAGCUAAGAAUUUCAAGUCUUGCAAACGUUCCUUCUCCUCAUUCUCCUACUCCUUCUCCUGCAAGCAGUGUUAAUUCUCAAACCAGUGGUUACAGUAGCAGUGAUGUAAGUGGUAACCAUAUGCGAAAUUCUCUUCAGUUGCUUUCUUCAACUGUUAAUGUGUCUCAAACAAUGUUAGACAUGAUAUGUCGUCAACAUACGUAUCUCAUCAACCUUCAUCUUGGACAUGAUUUAUGGGAGCAAGCAGAUAUGUACAUGACAAGAAGUAAUUUGAGAGAAUUUUUUAAAGAAGUAGCAGACCAAUCGGAGCCUCUAACUUUACACAGCAGCAUAUCGGAACUUGUGAGAUUUGUCCAAAAAGGAUUAUCGUUAUUGAAAAAAUGCCCUCGUUAGCAUUCCCGUUAAAUUUUUAAAUUACUGACUGAUGGGGUCAAAGCAACCAGGUAUCAGGUGACUAUUUGUUACUAAUAAAGUUUUCACUGAUUGCUGCAAUAUUGUUAAUUGAAUGAAUGUGCAACUCAAAUUUUGAUGUAGUUUUCUCUGUUCUUUUGCCAUAUGAAUAAUCCUACCACUGCACAAAUGCAGUAGAA